CACACACUUUCAUACAACACGCUGAUGAUCGAGUCUAUUCCAGUAGUGAAGUGGACGGUGGCCGGCGAGGGUCAAUAUUAGACAGCUCCUUUGGACAACGCGAUGUCGUUCUGCUCGUUCUUUGGUGGGGAGAAAUAUAAGGAUCACUUCGAGAAUGGGUUUUACGUCUGCGCCCAGUGCGGGUACGAGCUGUUCUCCAGCCGCACCAAGUUUGAGCACUCGUCCCCCUGGCCGGCCUUCACCGAAACCAUCCACGAGGACAGCGUCUCUAAGUAUGUAGAGCGGCCCAAUGCUCUUAAGGUAUCAUGUGGGAAGUGCGGCAAUGGACUCGGCCACGAGUUUCUGAACGAUGGUCCCAAGAGAGGCCAAUCCCGCUUCUGAAUAUUCAGCAGCUCGAUCAAGUUCAUCCCUAAAGACAAAGUCGAUGGGGGAGCGGAUCGAGCUUAAAUUAACACCACAGCCGCCGUGACGCACGCGGAACCUUCCCCGGACGCUCCAUCGCCGGAUGACUCGGAUGAGGUAAAGCCGUCGCCGGACGUCUCAUCUGAAGAAAAACUACGCGAUGAUGUCCGAUGUGGUUCGACGCGUCUUUUUCGGAGUUGCCAACAUUGCACCCGCACCGUUCUUUACCACCCUCUCCUCAUAUCUGGGUCACAGCAACCAGUUAUUUCAUAUGGACCAUAAACGCCAGGAAUGGCAGUGAAGGGUUAAACGUAACUGGUUAAUUUUAAAGGGGAACUCCGGUGGAAAUUUCUUUUUUUUUUUUUUAAAUCAACUGGUGCCAGAAA
This is a messenger RNA of Hyla sarda, 788 nucleotides long. RefSeq names its product methionine sulfoxide reductase B1 (gene MSRB1). Gene Ontology annotation, molecular function: peptide-methionine (R)-S-oxide reductase activity. Lineage: Eukaryota; Metazoa; Chordata; Amphibia; Anura; Hylidae. The transcript has 4 exons. The record is from RefSeq and is a predicted model, not a curated record.